Alternaria viburni is the source of this 765-nucleotide messenger RNA. RefSeq lists its product as uncharacterized. Lineage: Eukaryota; Fungi; Ascomycota; Dothideomycetes; Pleosporales; Pleosporaceae. Bases 1 to 765 code for a protein of 254 amino acids. The transcript is spliced from 2 exons. The record is from RefSeq and is a predicted model, not a curated record.
AUGCCUGCUUCCAAGAUCCCAGAGACUUUCGAUAACGUCAGCAACAAGGGCGCUGCGAGUAUCACCGACGAAGUUGAAGAGAUGGACGACUUCGUCCUCGUAUCCCCUGGCGACUACCCAGAGGCACCCGCACCAUCCUCUACUGCUGCGAAAGAUGUCUGGACCGAGAUUAUUAAGAUCACCCGAACCGAAGAUGGUCUCUUCGACAAGGGCGAAAAACACGUCACCGCCGUCGAGACCUGCCGCUACCACCUCCGCCCCGCCGAAUGCCUUAAGACAUGUAGUAGCACAUUCAAAUGCGAUGCUUGCCUAUCACUGAUCGCCGGUCUCGAGACCCUUGCCAACUGCGCCUGGGAAUGGUCCAACGAGAGCAAGCCGUUCCAAGACAACAUCAGCAAUAUCAUGCACUGUCUGCACUGCCUCCCCUUUCACUUCCAAGAAGGUCUCUACAGUGUCAUUGAAGCUGUAAUGGACCACGAAGAGAACUGGCCGACGGCGGACCGAGAGAACUGCGAGCUGUGGGGGUUCAAGAUCUCUGCUGCUUUAUGGUUGCUUCGCCUGGGUGUUCAUGGUUUGGCUUGGGCGCUCGAGGAGGGUAAGGAGUGGCGUCUUGUGCUGGCCGAGACGGAGCGGUCGUGGUAUGAGGGGCUUGUCGUUGCUGAUGAGUAUGAGGAGGCUGUUGAAGAAACGAAGCGUUUUACCAAGGCUUUCCGCAAGUGGGGUGCGAGCGUUGAUGCUGAGCGGCGCGCUCAGUCUUCGGCUUAG